CAUGAGUGGUGGGAGUGCCACGGACUUGUUGUCCGUCCCAGGCAAGCGCGCCUCCGACAUCGAUGUGACCAAAGCCCUCAAGACCUUGAUCACGUCGACCUUCGCCGCCAGUCAAAGCUCCUCGGCGGCUUUGAAGGACGUGGACGGCACGCUCAAGGAGCUGCAACGCCUCCGCGGUCUGGCCCUCAUCAAAGGCGGAGAAAAGGGGGAAGCGCCCUUCAACGCUGUGGCCACAUACUAUGAUCAAUUGGCGUCCCUGGAGCAGAAGAUUCCCGCCCAUGAAGUGCAGAUUCCCUUCAAAUGGCGCGAUGCUUUUGACCGUGGAUCCUUGUUUGGCGGGAAAAUCAGUUUGACCAUUAGUUCGCUAUCUUACGAGAAAGCUUGCGUGCUCUUCAAUGUGGCGGCCAUGGCUUCCGCCCACGCCGCCGAGCAAAAUUUUGAUACGCCCGAGGGAUUACAAAAGGCCUUGAAAAGACUCCAAUUGGCCGCCGGGAUCUUCCAGUAUCUGAAAGACUCGGUGGUUGGUCUUAUCCAACAAGAUCCGACCCCGGAUCUCGAACCCGACACUUUAAACGUGCUAUCGGAUUUGAUGUUGGCCCAAGCCCAGGAAAUGGUCGUCCACAAGGCGAUCAAUGACAAAAUGAAGGACCAAAUCGUGGCCAAGCUGAGCUCGCAGUGUGAAGAGCUGUUCGCCAAAGUCAUGCGCAACAUGCAGAAGGACAGCUUGCGCGGCACUUGGGAAGGUCAUUGGUUGGCCAAUGUGACGGGGAAACAAGCCAUCUACAAUGGUAUGGGCCAAUACUAUCAGAGCAAAGUAUGCAACGCCAACAAGACGAUCGGCGAAGAGAUCGCCAGACUCGAACACGCCAAAUCUUCAUUUAACGCUGGUUUGUCACGAGGCGGCAAUCCUGAAAUGUGUCAUUGCAAAGAUUGGCUCAAGCGGACGGAGACUGCAUUGACCGCAGCCAGAAAAGACAACGAUUUCAUUUAUCAUGAGCGAAUCCCAGAUACCAAGUCGCUAGAGCCCGUGGGCAAAGCAUUGGUUGCUAAAGCUACUCUGCCUUUACCUUCACCUAUCGGACCUCCCAGCAAGGAUCUGUUCGAAGAGUUAUGCCCUGUGGCCGUUCAUCAAGCCUUGUCUGCCUAUGAGGGCCGAAAGCAAGACAUCAUUAACACCGAAGUCACCAAGCUAAAAGACGGCACCCAGUCCAUGAAUCAGUUGCUUGCCUCCAUGAACUUGCCCGCUGCGGUAGAAGAUUCCUCCGGGUCCGAAUUGCCCCAGAGCUUGAAGGAUAAAGCUCGAGCAGUCCAAGAGGCUGGGGGUAUGGAUAUGUUAAACAAGCUCAUUCGAGAGCUUCCCGAGCUCCUCACUCGAAAUACAGAGAUAUUGGACGAGUGUGAGCGCCUUCUCAAGGAGGAAAGGAGCUCGGAUGAUCAGUUGCGGUCUCAGUUCAAAGAGAAAUGGACUCGGACCCCUUCUGAGAAACUCACCACCACUUUCAUGACCAACGCGCAAAAGUACCGGACCAUUAUCAAUAAUGCGAAGCAGGCCGACAAUGUGGUUCAUGAUAAGCUGGAAGUCCAUAAGAAAGGCGUGGAAAUGCUCGCCAAAGGACCGAACAAUCUUCAAUCCGUCAUUCCAUCCGGUGGAGGUCAGAACGUGAAGGGAAGUCCAAAUGUCGUUAAACUCAAAGGGUUAAUGGAAGAUAUCGAGACCUUGAAGGCCGAGCGACAAGUCAUCGAGAGUGAGUUGAAAGCGCCCAAGAUUGACAUGAAGACUGUCUUUUUCAACGCCUUGAACAAAUUGGGGGUCAUCUCCGAACAGGAGCUCUCGUUAGAGUCGCUGAACCGGGUCUAUGGACCUCUUCAAAAGUUGGUGACCGACAACGUGCGCCGACAAGAAACCCUGAUGGCCCAGAUUCAGGAAACCCAUGAGAAGUUCGUCAAAGAACGAGGAGGCCAGGGUUCCGGCGAUGACCGUGAAACGAUGCUGAAGCAAUGUGCUGCGGCCCAUGACGCUUUCUUCGAGUUGAAGAGCAAUUUGCAAGAAGGCACCAAGUUCUACAACGACCUCACCCAACUCUUGGUCACGUUCCAAAGCAAGGUGUCUGAUUUCUGUUUCGCUCGAAAGACCGAGAAAGAGGAACUCAUGAAAGAUUUGACCACCGGGAUGGCCAACAUGAGCAUGGGAGGGGGACCCACGCCCCCCUCGCACCAUUCGAACACACCUGAACGACCGGCCCGGAAGAACGAUCCGCCUGCUAGACCUCCCCCUCCGGUGGUUCAAACCAUAGAGCCCACGCCCACUGCGGCGUCUGCGCCUCCAACCGAAACGUCACCCAUGCCGGCGGCUGGUGGAGUCUCUCCAUCGCCUAAUCCGUACGCUGGUGCGCCCCCUGGGUAUGUGCCUCCUUACCCUCAGGCGAACGCCCAUCCUGGCAUGCCCAUGGCUUAUCAGACUUUCACCCCGAUGCCUAACGGCUACAACCCAUACGCUGGCUAUCCUACCCCUGGUGCUGCUUAUCCUCCACCUGCCUAUCAUCAUCCUCAAUACCCAUAUCCGCCACAAUAUCCUCCUCAAGGAUAUCCCGGCCAACAUCAGCCGCCACCACCCCAAUAAGAUAAAUUCUCAAAUGCCUUUUUGAAUAAGGAUUUGAUGGCAAAUUUAACAUGGCAGGUUUCAGAUUGAAACCGCGGAUUCUGGCAUUUCAUUCGGCAUCCAUUUGAUCAUUUCUUAGAGAGACAAUUCAUCCCGUCUUGUAUUCUAUUUUGUCUAUUGUACAUUCAUUUAUUUUCAAAUCGACACCUUCGGACCAGAAUAAAUGGACAUUUGCAUUCAA
This is a messenger RNA of Tigriopus californicus, 2840 nucleotides long. RefSeq names its product programmed cell death 6-interacting protein-like (gene ALiX). Gene Ontology annotation, molecular function: protein binding. Gene Ontology annotation, biological process: mitotic cytokinesis. NCBI's taxonomy places the organism in Eukaryota, Metazoa, Arthropoda, Copepoda, Harpacticoida, Harpacticidae. Gene Ontology annotation, cellular component: endosome. The record is from RefSeq and is a predicted model, not a curated record.